AUGUUCACAAAUCUAUGCGAAAUGUUCGAUAGUGAUGUCAUUGAUGAGCAGGCAGCAAGCAUUGAUAUAUCCGUUCAAGAGUUAUUCCUUUGUUUUCGACAUCGUGCCUUACUUCUAUUCAAACUGCUGCUAUUGGAACGAAAGGUAUGUGCAAAGUCUUAA
Molecule: messenger RNA, 162 nt
Organism: Strongylus vulgaris
Lineage: Eukaryota; Metazoa; Nematoda; Chromadorea; Rhabditida; Strongylidae
Source: the annotation of a GenBank genome assembly